This is a messenger RNA of Cololabis saira (Pacific saury), 2726 nucleotides long. RefSeq names its product probable methyltransferase-like protein 24. The coding region runs from base 106 to 1230 and encodes 374 amino acids. The transcript has 5 exons. Lineage: Eukaryota; Metazoa; Chordata; Actinopteri; Beloniformes; Belonidae. The record is from RefSeq and is a predicted model, not a curated record.
GGAGAGGAGUCAGCUGGGACUUUCCUCGCUGCCCUCGAGGAGGGAGAGGAGUUUGAAAAGCGGACACCGGAGCAGGCUGGAGAUGCUCCGGCACAUCAUGUGAGUAUGUGGGGUCUCUCCCCCCGAGCGGGGAUGCCGCUGCUGCUGCUGCUGGCGCCGCCGCUGCUCAUCGCGCUGCAGCUGCUCGCGCUCGGGUCGCGGCUGCCCGCGGGGGCGCGCUCCUGGUGGGGGGCGGCGGCGGGGGGGCCGCGGGACCGAGCCGUGGUCUCCUCCGUGAUCAGCAUCGACCCGCACCCGCGGGGGGCCCGCGGGGCCCGCUCACACCCCCCGCCACGGCCCGGCGCCCUGGAGGAGAUGCGGGAGAAGAUGCGGGAUGCGGCCCGCGCCUACGAGGACGAGAACGAGUGGCAGGAGCGCCAGAUGGGACCCAGAGCGUUGGAGGUGCAGCUAUGGGCUUCAGACAAGCCGUCCUUCACAGCAGAACUCAGUCGUAUCAUUGCAUACAUCGCAAGGCCGCAGCUGAACUGCUCCAGGGUUUAUUCUCCAGGGCAGGCUCAUGCCAUACAGCCCCCUGCGGCUUCAGCCCAUUGGCUCCUGUGUGCGGAGAACUGGCUCCUUCCAGCUUCAGAUAGACCCUGCGUUGCAUAUUCCUUCAGGAUGGAUGGAGGCGAUGCAGACUUUCUGAGGACUGUAUCCCGACUUGGAUGUGAAGUCCACAGUUUCGAUCCCAGCAACUCCAAUGCAUCUGGUGGUUCCCCUGGAAACAGUUUGGCUAGUAACCAUAGUGAUGAAGUGGGUGUCAGCCAGCACAAGAUGUGGCUUGACUGGCGAACUCGAAAAAGGCGCAGGCAUAAGACAAGAGGCAACCUGGUCAGUGCUUCUCAAACACUGGCAGACAUCAUGGCAGCUUUGGGACAUCACACUGUCCAUUUUCUGUAUGCUGACCUCUUAAGUGCUGAGUGGCGAGUUUUCCAGAACUGGAUUGAGGCUGGAACGCUACAAAAUGUCCAUCAUCUGGUUGCCACAAUACACUUACAGUGGGCAGGCUUUGAGGUGGGAGGAAACAGUGAGGAAGUUCUCCGCUAUUGGUUCAGUGUCCUUCGGGGUCUUCAGGCUUCUGGACUCAAGCUGGUCCACAGUUAUGCAGGAGAGGGUCACAGUGUCCUCAAACAGACCGUAACAGAUGCUCACAGCUCCUACACACUUACCUGGGUCAACACGCGGCACUGACACCCACUCAUGAACACAAACGUGGACAUGGACUGAGCUGUUUACGCUGCUGUGGGUGGUGUCAAACAAGAAUCAGGAGGUUAGACUUAUAACAGACCAGUCUACUAGCUUUUUCUAAGAGGUUUUAUUCAUUACAUCUCCCUCUAGUGGACAUGAAAGGAUUGACAUAUUUAUAAUUAUAAAAAGAGAAGUUCUGUUGUGUUUAUACUGUAUAUGGUAAUAUUUGAGUUUGACUACUUGUAAAGCAGAAGUGAAGCCUGCUGAUUAACCUGCCUUAAAACACAUGUUUGUUGAUUGAAUGGAAAUAUUUUAUUUUGUCUUGACAUGCAGUUUUAAAAACAGCGGAUGCUCUCUGCUGCACACAGCUGAGGCAUUUUUAUGUAUUUUUCUUUUGAACCAUGAAUAUUUAAUUUUUAUCACAUAACAUGCAGGGAAAUGUCGUUUUGAUAGAUUAGAUGCUCAGAUUCAAUAGAUUGCAUAAUUUAUCUUUGUACAUCUGUGUGAUACUUAAAUGAUGUUGGUGCAAUAAAUCGUUACAAAGAAGAGCGUAGCUUAUAUUGAGACUGACUGACUACUGUAGGAGAUAUAGAAAUUCUUACAUCAUAAUGCAGCCUUUUUGCUAUCUGAUGUAUGCUGCAUAAGAGAGUAUAUGGGUGAAACUACUGAAAGUAUGCUGAAAAGGAAUACUUAAUCUCACCAAAAAGUCUUAACUAAUUUGUCCUUUGAGGUUCGCGAUUAUCUGUUUCUGUUGGUAACGCAGAUAAAUGAGUACUGAAUUUUAACAGUCCUAAUCUUUUUUCUUUUCUUUUUUUAGACUGCCCAUGUAGACUAAACCUCUGAAAGGUACAUGUUCAGCUUUAAUAAGGAGGGUUUACCAAAAUUACUUUGUUGCACUAUUCCUCUGUUUUCAUAAUUAACUGUCCAAAAAUAAUUAUAAAGAAUAAGGACUUUAUUAUUAUUGAUUACAAAUAUUUAGUGAAACCAUCAUUAAAUGCUGACUUUCCUCUCUUUAGACUAUGCUUUACCUGCCUUUAAUGGUGCCUUUGUAUCCCCACCAGUUGUGGGUCCUUUGCCCCUUGGUUCUGUCAUUUGUAGUUAAAAGCCUCAACAGUGUGGCUAACUUGGCAAUCCAUUCGCAAAGCUCUUGGGAUAACUUUGUGACAUAAUUUAUGUCAUAAACCAUUUGUGGGGUGAGGUGCCGUUAUGAAAUAAUUCUACAAUAUUUCACUUGUUUUAAACUGUCUUACAAUCCAUUUAGGGUGGGGAGUUCACCGUAACAAUUGCUUCUUUUGGAAACUGCAACAGGUUACUGAUGUGAUUCUUAAACUUUCAGGGUUUUUCUCCGUUCUUAGCCUAAUUAUGACAUAUUUCACUCUCACCAUCACCUCCAAUAAAUACAACAUUUGGAAUCAACUCCAUGUCUUAUAUUUUUGCAAGAUUUUGAUCGAAUGACAGUAGCUCCUUCAAUGAAACUUAGGCAAGGCAAGGCAGGGCAA